AUGAAUUUACUUAAGAAACUACAGGUUCAGCAAGGCGAUUCGUCGCUUGCAAAUGGAGUCGAAUCGAAUGUUGAUCUCGACCCGGUUCCUCUUCAUUCUCCCAGUCGGACGUGGAGAUGGCCUUCUCUUACAGGAUUCUGGAUUGCAGAGGCAUUCAGUAUUAGCAUGUAUCAAGUGACUUCAACAUCUGUAUCCAAAGGACUGAGUGCUCCGAUGGCCAUUGGUGCUGUCAUUGUUGGCCAUGUUCUCGUCUGCAUUCCAGUCAUUCUCGAUGGAUACGUCGGCUGUAUUUACGGAAUCAACUUUCCUGUCUUAACCAGAGCAAGCUACGGUAUCAGAGGGAGCUACUUUGCUGUAUUUGGCAUCGUGGCUGUCAUCUGGUUUGGCACGCAGACAUACCAAACAGGCGAAUGCAUCUCCACCAUGCUCAGCGCCAUCUGGCCAUCGUUCAACCACUUUCCCAACCAUCUGCCUGUUUCAUCUCCCAUCACUUCUUCGGCUUUGCUGUGCUUCUUCCUCGCCAUCAUAGUUCAGCUCCCCUUCCUCUACCUCCCCGUCUCCAGUCUUCGAUACCUAUUUCUCAUCAAAACAUGGAUCAUGCCCAUCUUCGGCAUCGUCCUUUUCUCCUGGGCAGUCGCUGCCGCACACGGUUUCGGUCCCGUAUUUUCAAAACCAAGUCAUAUCACUGACGGAACACCCGUCGCGGUGGUCUUUUUGCAAUGUGUCACCAGCACCAUUGGACCAAAAGCCACCCUGGCUCUCAACAUGCCUGAUUUCACACGAUACGCUCGCUAUCCCCGCGAGAUUAUCUGGACUCAAUCAGUUGGUCUGGUCGUUCUGGUCUCGCUAUGCGGUAUCCUUGGCGCCACCGUCUCCAGUGCAUCUGAGGUCAUCUACGGGGUGACAACGUGGAAUCCCCUCCAGGUGGCAGUGUUGUGGGAAAAUCGUGCCGCGCAGUUCUUUGCAGCGUUUUGCUGGUCCCUCGCGGCGAUAGGCACAAACAUCUCCGCCAACAGUGUCUCAUUCUCGAAUGAUCUGUCUCUCUGGUUUCCGCGGUAUAUUGACGCCCGACGGGGGGCGUAUGUGUGUGCGUUACUAAGCAUCCUGUCCAUGCCGUGGUAUAUCCAGAAUUCAGCUGCCUCGUUCUCCUCAUUUCUCGGUGGGUAUUCGCUCUUCCUCGGCUCAUUGGCUGGUAUCAUCAUCGUCGAUUAUUGGAUUUGUCGUCGACGCCGUCUGCGCAUUCAAUCAUUAUACAACGCUCACGGUACACACUCGUUCACGCACGGUGUGAACAUGAGAGCUAUUAUCGCUUUCAUACUCGGUAUCGCGCCCAAUCUACCAGGUCUGGCAGCUGCAUGUGGGCAGUCUGGUGUUCCCAAGGGGGUUCAAUAUCUAUACUCGUUGAGCUGGUUGGUUAGUAUCCUUGUUUCUGGAAGUGUGUACUGGGUACUGUUUCGUAUUUGGCCGUUUGAGGUAGAGGAUGAUGUUAUCGAGGGUGUGGAGGCAGUCGAAAAGACGUCUGUUUCUGUUAUGGCUAAACACUGA
This is a messenger RNA of Aspergillus wentii DTO 134E9, 1545 nucleotides long. Its product is annotated as nucleobase cation symporter-1 family protein. Gene Ontology annotation, biological process: nucleobase transport; transmembrane transport. Gene Ontology annotation, cellular component: plasma membrane. The record is from RefSeq and is a predicted model, not a curated record. Lineage: Eukaryota; Fungi; Ascomycota; Eurotiomycetes; Eurotiales; Aspergillaceae. Bases 1 to 1545 code for a protein of 514 amino acids. The transcript is spliced from 4 exons. Gene Ontology annotation, molecular function: nucleobase transmembrane transporter activity.